This is a messenger RNA of Onychostruthus taczanowskii (white-rumped snowfinch), 2563 nucleotides long. It is a transcript of the gene TIPARP, whose product is annotated as TCDD inducible poly(ADP-ribose) polymerase. The record is from RefSeq and is a predicted model, not a curated record. The coding region runs from base 337 to 2346 and encodes 669 amino acids. The transcript is spliced from 6 exons. Gene Ontology annotation, molecular function: NAD+ poly-ADP-ribosyltransferase activity; zinc ion binding. Lineage: Eukaryota; Metazoa; Chordata; Aves; Passeriformes; Passeridae.
GCGCUGCCCUCGCGGCUGCCGUGGCAGCGCUAUUUAAACGGGCGGCACGGCGAGCCGGAGGAGCCGGGCGAGGCGGGGUGGGAUGUGCGGGCGGCUGCGGCCCUCGGUGCGGACACGGCGGGGCUGACCCCGCACCGGCCGCGGUCACGGUGUCCCGGCACCGCCCGCCGUGUUUAUUGCAGCUUCCCCCUCCCCAUCAGAAAGUGAUUUCGCUCUGGAGUUACCCUGGAUUUGGGUCAGCAGGCGGGAGCAGCGCCGAGGGAGCCCGCGCCGGUUGAUUCCUGGGACAUUCUGGGACAUUUGAAAGUGAUUUGGAGAGAGCAAAGUCUGUGUCCGAUGGCCACCGAGCCGCAGCCGGCGUGCGUGGUGCCCCAGGCUCCCUGCCCAGCAAUGAAGUGCUCUCCUGCAGAGGACUUUUCUCCCCAGGUGAGGCUGGCUGAAAAGAUCCCCCCGGUGAAGCCUUGCUUCAAGAAGAAGCAGCAAGUGCAGAAGAGACUGGACACACAGACUCUGCGGGCUCUGCGGCCCAUCUUCACCAGCCUGCUGGGAGCCGGGGCCUUGGACAGGGUCUUUGUGCCCCGAGGCCAGCGUGGUGGCCAUGGUGACUUAUGUGAGCCUGCUGUGAAAAAGACUUUGGACCUCGGUACCUCUUGCCCCCAGGCAGAAAAUAACGUGACUGUGCUGAUGCCAACAGCUCCAGAUGUGCAGGGUCAGCUGCCGGGAGCUCAUCCUUCCCCCGGGCAUCCUGAGCAGGACGUGCAGUCAGGAGAGCAAGGUUUCUCCCCAGAAACUCCUGGAACUGCUGCUGAUAAUGGUAAUGAAUCAUUCCAGGAUCAUCCUUUGCACCCAAGUGCUGGUGAUGGCGCAGCUUGUCCUUUGUUCCCUGACAAGGUUCUGGAAAGCUACACAUCUGGCUUACUCCAGGAGAACAGCUGUCCAAUGCAAUACAACUUGACCCCAAGCAAUAAAUUCAGUGCUGGGAUAUUCCAGGAUAAAAGUGAAGAAGCUUCCCUUGACCUGGUGUUUGAGCUCUUGAACCAGCUGCAGUAUCACACCCACCAGGAGGAUGGGAUUGAAAUCUGUGUGGAUUUUCUCCAGGGCACUUGUGUUUAUGGCAGUGACUGUCCCAAGCAUCACACAGUGUUACCCUAUCACUGGCAGGUGAGGAGGACAGCAACCCAGAGGUGGCAAAGUGUGACCAACGAUUCCCAGGAGCACCUGGAAAGGCUUUACUGCAACCCUGACAAUGACAAGAUCAAAGUCAAGUACGGGGGCCAGGAGUGCUGGGUGGAUCUGAACCUUAUGAAAUUUUAUGAAAGCGCAGAUUUCGACCAAAUGCGGCGCCUGUCCACAGCCUCGUGCCCCAGCUCCAGCUCCAACUGCUACACGGUGUGGAAGUACUUCUGCAGGGACCACUUUGGCUGGAGAGAGUACUCCGAGCCCGUGGUGAGGCUGAUCGAGGAGGCGAGCUGCCGCGGGCUGCGCGAGGUGCGCUUCAUCACCUGGCACAACCAGUACAUCCUCAACAUCAAGGAUGGCUUCCAGCAGAACUCCUGCUUCCGCAGGGAGAUCAAGAGGAGGCCCCUGCUGCGCUCCUGCCUGCUGCUCAUGCCCUUCCUGCAGACCCUGGGUGGCAGCUCUGCCGUGCCCUCGCCGUGCCCCGACCCCGCCGCCGCACACGACUUGUCCCCAGCUGCUGUCACCUCUCCCAGCUUCUACCCCGAGACCUGGAUUGGAAUGGAUCCAGCUCAGGACUUCAUCCAAGUGCCUGUUCUGAAGGAAGACAAAAGCUACAGAACCAUUUACAACCUGUUCCACAAGACUGUGCCGGAGACCAAAUACAAGAUCUUGAAAAUCCUGCGAGUGCAGAACCAGUUCCUUUGGGAGAAGUAUAAAAGGAAAAAGGAGUACAUGUCCAAGAAGAUGUCCGGGCUGGACAGGAUCAUGAACGAGCGGCACCUGUUCCACGGCACGUCGCAGGACGUGGUGGACGGGAUCUGCAAGCACAACUUCGACCCGCGCGUGUGCGGCAAGCACGCCACCAUGUUCGGCCAGGGCAGCUACUUCGCCAGGAAGGCCAGCUACUCCCACAACUUCUCCAAGCGCUCCCCCAAGGGCGUGCACUUCAUGUUCCUGGCCAAGGUGCUCACGGGCAGGUACACGGUGGGCAACCACACCAUGAGGAGGCCGCCGCCCGUGGAGCCCGGCAGCAUCACCAGCGACCUCUACGACUCCUGCGUGGACAAUUACUUCGAGCCCCAGAUCUUCGUCAUCUUCAACGACGACCAGAGCUACCCCUACUUCAUCAUCCAGUACGAGGAGGUCAGCAGCACCGUCUGCAUCUGACAGCCUGCCACAGACUCGGCUGGCAGAGGUGAAACCUGGACACUUCCUGACUGCUGGAAUGACUUGGAAGGAAGGUCGCUGAGGUGACCAACUGUGCACUUGCUGGUUGAUUCCCUGUGUGGAAACUGUACAUAUUUUUCCAUUGUUUAUAGUUGAAAAAUCCGUGCCUUUUGUUAUAAAACACUGUUUAUUUAUGUUAGUAAAUAUUCAUGUUUCA